CGUAACAGAGGGCAACCCUGCAUAUUGAGUUGUACCCAACAAACCCUGAAUUAAACCUUGUAUCCCAUUUGUAUCCCUUGCGCCAGGCUUUACCUUAGUGAAACAUAUUGGUUACAGUAUUAUAAACGUACUAUUGCAUUAAACUGCAGCAUAUACCUAUCACCCACAAACCCAGCGCGGCUAGCUCCUCCACGCUAGGUACUAGCAUGGAGGCGGGGGUAGCCGGCGUGCAGAAAACAUGCAGCUGCUGACCCAGCAGGAGACGCCAAUUUUGCUGUCGCUUCUUCUAUCGAGUGAGGCGAAGAGCUUGCGGACUGUCCAGACAGAGUUCGAGAGGGCCUUCCCGGACCGCUUCCGCGCCUGCUGCGCCGUUGUCCUUUUGCUCGAGGAUCCGACGGUCCUUCGUCUGCCGCAGCGCAUAGCGUCCUGGUUUUUGCUGUCCAUCCGUGACGCGGGUGCCAACAGCGCUUCACCCUUCCUCCCCCUUCUUGACAAGGCCGCCAGCAACCCCGCCGCCCCGCACGUCGAGCGGACCUUUCUGCGUCAGCUGCUGCUUGGCCCGCUCCCUGCAGAGCUAGCGGAGGUUACCCCUAGGGCGCUCGCCUUCUCCGCCGUUCAGCUCCCAGCGGCCACAGCAGCGGCGGCAGGAGCGGCAGCAGCUCCGACACAGCCGCAGCGGGACCAGCAGCAGCAGCAGCCCGGGGCGACCACCGCCGCGCUUCCCACCGCCUCUUCCGCAGGGCCCAAAUGUCAGACCAGGGAAGGCUCUAGCGGGGCGCCGGACGCUGCCCCACGACCCCAGGGUCAUGCAUUGCAGCAUGCGGUCCCUGCCGCUGCGGCUGCUCAGGGGCAGCAGCAGCAGCACCAGCAGCCGGUGCUGCCGGCUGCGUUGAUGGUGUGGGAGCGGCCUCAGCCCGCGGUGCUCACCCCGCUGCCCUCGGAGCUCAAGUGGCUCAAUCCGGACCUGCAGGGGGAACUGCUUUGGGACUCGGACAUGGGGGACACUGCGGGCGGGGGCGGCAGCGGCGGCGUGGGAGUGGCGGGGGUGAGUGGGAGUGCAGCUGGUGGUGCUGGUGGUGCUGCCUCUGCACGGCUGGAUGGCGCUGGUUCGUUGCCGGGCUCGGGGUUAGGGAUACAACAGCAGCCCGGGCUGCAGCAGCAGCAACAGCAACCACAGCCUUCUGCUCAAGGGGCCGGGGGCCAGCAGGCGGCUAGGGACCUGCUGGCAUCUGCGCUGCGGGCGCCGCUGCUGCCCAUGCAGCAGCAGCAGCUCCUCGCGGAGUUUGACGCCGACCCACGGGUCAUUCUGCGGCUCGGCCUGACGCCCGCGCACCUGCCAGCCCUAGUGGAGAACGCGCCGGUGGUGGCGACCGAGGCGCUGAUGCUGCUGAUCGUGCGGUGGCCUGAGCGGGCUGCCGGCUUCCUGGGUGUGUUGGCUCGCAGCGAGAUGAGCCUUCACUCGCUGGAGGUGGUGAACCGGCUGACGUCGACGGGAGCGGUGCCCGUGGAGUUCGUGCACCUGUACAUCACCAACUGCAUCCACUCCUGCGAGAGCACUCAGGACAAGUACGUUCAGAACCGGCUGGUGCGCCUGGUGUGCGUGUUCCUGCAGUCGCUCAUCCGCAACAAGGUGAUCCACAUCCACGAGCUGCUGCAUGAGGUGCAGGCCUUCUGCAUCAACUUCUCACGCAUCAGGGAGGCGGCGAAGCUGUUCAGGCUGCUCAAGCAGAUUGAGGCGGCCAUGCGGGGAGCUGAUGGGGCCGCCGCGGGGGCAGGGGGCGCGGGUGAGGAGCCCUCUACAGCAGCAGCAGGUGGGGCUGGCGCAGCGGAGGGUGCCGGUGGCAUGGUGGGGAGCCUGGAGGUAGCAGGCGGCAACGAGUGAGCGGAGGAAGGGUGAGGAGGGUGUGAGGAGGAAGGGUUGGCGGAGGCAGGGGCAGAGAUGCAUCUAUAGUCUAUGUGAGAACGGAAUUAUCCUACUUGGGACGGAUCGGGUAAGGUGGAUGACUCUUAUUAAAGACGAUGGCAUCCUUGUUUCGGGGUUUUGCUCAGCCUGAGCCGUUGGGGGCCGGAUGUGUUCGGGUGCCUCUGUAAAGGGCUCUGCUGGCUCGCCUGGAUGUUGCACUUGACGGACAUGAUGGUCAUGGGGAGAGACACAAGAUAAACCGUAAAUGGCAGCGGACCGCUGUAAGCGCUGUAUUGUGAGUUAGGACGAUUGCCGGGAACAUAGAUGUCGUUGCAGUUGUUAAGAAGGCUUGAUGUACGAAUGCUUGGCUAUUUUGCUUACAGGCUGCGGUAGCAGAGCAGCUUGCAAGGGCUGAGCGGUAGAUAACAGUUGCUCCGAUGUGGCUCCGGAAGCAGCGUGGAGGGUACCGGUAGUGACAAUGCAGGGUGGGCUCCGGGGCACUAAAGGUGGU
Astrephomene gubernaculifera is the source of this 2414-nucleotide messenger RNA. Lineage: Eukaryota; Viridiplantae; Chlorophyta; Chlorophyceae; Chlamydomonadales; Astrephomenaceae. The record is from the annotation of a GenBank genome assembly.